AUGUCGAACCUUCAGGGUACCAGCUCUCCACACUCGCUCGACCUGUCGUCUCCGAUCGGACAGACGUCCUGUUUCGGCUUCCCUUAUCAGAUUGGCUACGAUUGCUCUGGGGUCGUGACCCAGGUUGGUGAGGAUGCGAGUGACAUCAAAGUUGGUGACGAAGUAUAUGCCCGGCUACCAGAAGCUGAUCGAGGAUCGUGGAGUGAAUAUGCAAAAUGUCCCGAACGUUAUGUCGCGCUGAAGCCUAAGAACCUCUCAUUCGAAGAUGCUGCAUCACUGCCUCUAGCCGGCAUGACCGCCUUGCAAACCUUGAGUCGAUAUCAAGGGUCAUUAUCAGGCAAGACCGUGUUCAUUCCAGCUGGCUUGAUUGAUUAUACCAAGCAAGAUCCGUUGCAGAUCAUCCCACGCGGGUCUGUUCACUUUGUUUUGGACACUACUGGGGAAGCCAUGUCUUUUCUUCCCCUCAUGGCCUCACCAGAUGGUCUUAUUGUCUCUAUCGCGACGCAACCAUCUGGCACUCAACUUCAGCAGUCCAGCGUGAUGAAGAGACCUGAUAGUCCGCGGCUGCCGUGGUUUGGACACUUGGUCUUGGACAUAUUGGACAAAUAUCGCAGAACACGAGCUAAGUGGUGGGGCGUAGCAUACGAAUACUUGUUUCUUGAUCCUAACGCGAAGGAUCUAGUGAUACUGGCUAGACAUGUGGAGGAGGGAAAUGUCAUCCCAAUAGUCGGGUGCACAGUGGACCUGAAGAAUAUUGAAGAUAUGAAGGAGGCAUGUGGAACAGUGUACAAUGGGAAAGGAGGGCUGGGAAAGACGGUGAUCAAGGUCGCUUCGGCCUAA
Messenger RNA from Diaporthe amygdali, 840 nucleotides. RefSeq names its product alcohol dehydrogenase. Bases 1 to 840 code for a protein of 279 amino acids. Gene Ontology annotation, molecular function: oxidoreductase activity. The transcript is spliced from 4 exons. The record is from RefSeq and is a predicted model, not a curated record. Lineage: Eukaryota; Fungi; Ascomycota; Sordariomycetes; Diaporthales; Diaporthaceae.